AUGGCCUCCCCAUCACAGCGACUAUUGCACCAGAAAGGCCAGUCAUCUCUCUCCCUUCCUGCUGGAAACUACAUCUACUCUCUGUGUCAGAGCGGUGAUGAUGCGUUGGUCGCGAUUUCAUCGGAUAACUCGCUACGGUGCUUUGAUCGCCAGACAUUAAAUAUCCUUCCUGACGGGAUUUUCGAAAACAUCCAUCCCGGUCGCGGUGGCGGGGUGACUUGCGUUUGUGAGGUCCAUACCACCGCGUUUGGAGGGAAGAACCUGGUUGCUACUUCGGGUAGAGAUGGGACGAUAAAGCUGUGGGAUGUCAGGGAUAAGAGGACAGAUGCAGCCGUAAAAGUCACUGCAGAUGAGUCGGCACCUAUCACCGCACUUGACUGUAGCCUAGAACCAUGCACAAUUGUCGCUGGCACCGAAUUUGUGUCAUCACAAUCCUCAGUGAUAUUUUGGGACAUAAGAUCUCCUGGGCAGCCCCGUUUGCAAUACACGGAGAGCCACAACGAUGAUAUAACUGAGUUGCAAUUUCACCCUACUCGACAUAAUAUCCUCCUAUCGGGAAGCACAGACGGACUAGUCAACAUCUAUGACACAACCAUUUCGGACGAAGACGACGCCAUUCUACAGGUCGUUAAUCAUGGGUCGAUCCAUCGAGCUGGUUUCCUGGAUGAACAGGCGAUCUUCGCCCUAAGUCAUGACGAGGUCUUCUCAAUCCACCCUUUGAACAAUCCCGGCGAGAACGCUCCGGAUCCUGCAGCUAUCCAGUUUGGUGAUCUCCGUCCUGUACUACAAAACGAUUAUGUUGUGCAGGUUCUUGAUGGACAUGGGGGUACAUUUGUGGCCUCCGGGAAAACGAGUGAACAACGGUUCGACCUCACACCCCUGAUCUCGUCACCCAAGUAUGACCUCGACCUCUCCAAGAGGUGGAUAAUGCCGGGGGCCCAUGGUGAAGAAAUUGUUCGAUCAGUAUUGCUGGAUGAUAAUUCAAAAACGAUUUUCACCUGCGGAGAAGACGGGCACGUCCGUGCGUGGAAGCUCAACGAGAGAGACCAGGAAGAAGUCAGGCAUUCACCAUCGAAAGUUCCCAGCAAGCACACUACGCAGGAAGACAUGGAGCGAACGAAAAGUCAUCGAUCGAAAACAAAAGUUCGUAAAGAGAAACGGCAAAAAGAGUGGGGAUUCAAACCAUAUUAA
Paracoccidioides brasiliensis Pb18 is the source of this 1191-nucleotide messenger RNA. RefSeq lists its product as uncharacterized. Bases 1 to 1191 code for a protein of 396 amino acids. The transcript has 6 exons. Gene Ontology annotation, molecular function: protein binding. The record is from RefSeq and is a predicted model, not a curated record.